Rhincodon typus (whale shark) is the source of this 668-nucleotide messenger RNA. RefSeq names its product peptide methionine sulfoxide reductase MsrB. Gene Ontology annotation, molecular function: peptide-methionine (R)-S-oxide reductase activity. The record is from RefSeq and is a predicted model, not a curated record. Lineage: Eukaryota; Metazoa; Chordata; Chondrichthyes; Orectolobiformes; Rhincodontidae. The transcript is spliced from 5 exons.
AUGUCGCUAGCUCUGCUCAGGGUAAGCAUGCUGACAAUGUCAGGGAGAGCUGGAGGGCGUGAGGUGGAGUUCCCGACCUCAGGCCUCUCACUCCACAUGGAGGAGGAGGCUCUGAAGCUCACAGGCAGUGAGGCUGAAAUGGCCACUAACAAAUCGGAAAAAGCUACCAACUAUGUGCUAGCAUAUGGGCACCAAGGAGGCAUGCCCUUCCUGAUACAGCAGGAACCUUUUUGCAGACCAGGUAAGACUUUAACCAUUGUUUUCAAUACAGGGAUAUACAUCUGUUCAAAGUGUGGGUAUGAAUUGUUUUCAAGUAAAGCUAAAUAUAACCAUUCCUCACCAUGGCCUGCUUUUACUGAAACGAUUCAUCCAGACAGUCUGUCUAAAAGAAAAGAGACAGAGAAUGCCCUAAAGGUUUCUUGUGGAAAGUGUGGGAAUGGACUUGGCCAUGAGUUCCUCAAUGAUGGGCCUAAACCGGGCCAGUCACGUUUCUGAAUAUUCAGCAGCUCGUUGAAAUUUGUCCCCAAAGUCAAUGGACCUCUUGAGGAAAAAUAAGGCGAGCAUGGAACCAAUCUUUUAUUGAUCAACUGAGAUCUGUUUGUUUCUUUAAAUAGCGAAGAAUUUCUGUUUCAUCUGGAAGUAGCGAAUAAAAUGUCCUUGACAUGGUA